CAUUCCAAUUAAAUGCAAUGUCAAGAACAAAUUUGAAAAAAUAAUAAUAAUAACUGUUUAAACAGUAAUCACAAAAGAGAAACCUUGCAUUCCUUGUGCAUGUGAGAGAGACGGUCCUGCUUCCCCAAACCACUUUCUUCAAUCUUCCAGAUUUGUACAAAGUGUCUCUGUCGUUUUGGUCAGUAAAGAAACCAGACCACGAGGAGAAGGAAUACCACAGAGGAAGGUUGAUGAUGGCGGCGGCGGCGGCAGUGAGACGAGGAGCUUCAGAAGCAUUUUUUAUUGGGUCCCAAGUUCAGCGAUGCCUAAUGAAAAUAACGGGUAUGAUUCUUCCAUCACUUUUGUCUAGCAAAGACUCCGACUCCAUUUCUUCUUCUAGCAGGAUCAGUAGCAGUAGCUGUAGCAGUAGAUACAAACACAAAAAUGAUGCUUCUUCUUCUUCGUUUAGAAACAUUGAUGAUGCCCUUGCUUCUUUCAAUCACAUGAUUCAUAGGAAACCUCUGCCAUGUAUUAUCCAAUUCACCAAAUUAUUGUCUGCAAUUGUCAAAAUGGGACAGUAUUACGAUGUUGUGAUUUCUCUUUCCAAACAAAUGGGUUUAGCUGGGCUCUCUUCUAAUACUUAUACCCUUCAUAUCUUGAUGAAUUGCUUCUGCCAGUUGCAACGUGUUGAUCUUGGGUUCUCUGUCUUGGCCAAAGUCAUUAAACUUGGCCUUCAACCCUCUAUUGUCACAUUUAACACCUUAAUCAAUGGGCUCUGUAAAGUGGGUGAAUUUGCCCAAGCCGUGGAAUUAUUUGAUGAUAUGGUGGCAAGAGGGUGUCAACCUAAUGUCUACACUUAUACUACGAUUAUCAAUGGCUUAUGUAAGACUGGGGAAGCUGCCGAGGCUGCUGGAUUGUUUAAGAAAAUGGAAGAGGCAGGCUGCCAGCCGGACGUGGUGACAUACAGCACACUCAUUGACAGUCUUUGCAAAGAUAGGCUGGUGAAUGAGGCUUUAGAUAUCUUCUCUUAUAUGAAGGCUAAAGGCAUUUCCCCAGAUAUUUUCACUUACACCUCUUUGAUCCAGGGCUUAUGCAAUUUCAGCCGAUGGAAGGAGGCUUCGGCAUUGCUAAAUGAAAUGACAAGUUUGAAUAUCAUGCCAGAUAUUGUCACCUUCAACGUGCUAGUUGAUACUUUUUGUAAAGAAGGCAAGGUUUCAGAGGCUCUAGGUGUGUUAAAAACAAUGACUGAAAUGGGUGUGGAGCCUAACGUUGUUACUUACAAUUCGUUGAUGUAUGGAUAUUCCUUGUGUACAAAAGUUGUUGAAGCUAGAAAGCUUUUCGAUGUCAUGAUAACCAAGGGUUUUAAACCUGUUGUUUUUAGUUAUAACAUCUUAAUGAACGGAUAUUGCAAGGCCAAAAGGAUAGAUGAAGCCAAGCAGCUUUUUAAUGAAAUGAUUCAUCAAGGCUUAACUCCGAACAAAGUUACUUACAACACUCUUAUUCAUGGCUUGUGCCAAUUAGGCAGACUUAGAGAAGCACAAGAUCUUUUUAGGAAUAUGCGCACUAAUGGAAACCUCCCAAAUUUACGUACUUACUCAAUAUUGAUUGAUGGCUUUUGCAAGCAAGGGUAUCUAGGUAAGGCAUUCAGGCUGUUUCGAGCAAUGCAAAGUACUCACUUGAAGCCUAAUCUGGUGAUGUAUACCAUCCUGGUUCAUGCCAUGUGCAAAUCUGGUAAUCUUAAAGAUGCAAGGAAACUGUUUUCAGAACUCUUUGUCCAAGGGUUGCAGCCUAAUGUUCAGAUAUACACUACUAUAAUAUUUGGACUUUGUAAAGAAGGAUUGUUAGAUGAAGCAUUGGAAGCUUUCCGAAAUAUGGAAGAAGAUGGCUGCCCUCCUGAUGAAAUUUGUUAUCAUGUUAUUAUUCGAGGAUUUCUCCAGCACAAGGAUGAAUCAAGGGCAGUGCAACUUAUUGGAGAAAUGAGAGACAGAGGUUUUGUUGCAGAUGCAAAGACCAGGUUAAGUGAAGUUGGUUAAGGUGAAAAGGUGAUGUAAAUUUCUCAAUGCUGCAAAUUCAUGGGGCAAAUAUUAUGUAAUUUUUCCUCAACUUGUAAGUUAAUUUUGAGUUCAAUCUUGUCAACAUCUGAACAAUGACACUAGUACAAAAACUAUACAUAAAAAAGGAACACAAAACAUAAUAUAUUUUGCCCGAGAUAUCUGCUAAUAAAACUUCGUGGUCUCUGAUAUACA
Molecule: messenger RNA, 2225 nt
Organism: Populus euphratica (Euphrates poplar)
Lineage: Eukaryota; Viridiplantae; Streptophyta; Magnoliopsida; Malpighiales; Salicaceae
Product: pentatricopeptide repeat-containing protein At1g62930, chloroplastic-like
Exons: 1
Coding region: 231-2012 (593 amino acids)
Molecular function (GO): protein binding
Source: RefSeq, a predicted model, not a curated record